Molecule: messenger RNA, 5461 nt
Organism: Argentina anserina (silverweed cinquefoil)
Lineage: Eukaryota; Viridiplantae; Streptophyta; Magnoliopsida; Rosales; Rosaceae
Product: putative disease resistance protein At3g14460
Exons: 7
Coding region: 456-4628 (1390 amino acids)
Biological process (GO): defense response to other organism
Molecular function (GO): ADP binding; protein binding
Source: RefSeq, a predicted model, not a curated record
UUUAGGAAAGUGCAAGUGGUUUUCUUAUCUCUACUUUUUGCCAAAGGAGCUUCUCCCCGUUCAUACUUGAUCUAAACACAGUGCCUUGUUUGCAUAAUUCAUCCACAAAGAGUGCGUCUUACUUUCUGAUUCAGAUAAUCUUUGAUCAUCAGAACUUACUUCCAUUUUAUGCGGUAGCUGGAAUCAGAUCUACAACAAGUCAACACGAGGAAGUCAUGAUCAUGAUCACAGAGACUUGGCUCACGUUGUGGAAGAAUUAACGUUGCAAUUGCUUUCCCUUUGAUCUCACAGAAGAAUCAACUCUUUCAUCAGAUCGAAUCAGAUCUGCAACAAGGAAGUCAGUUACGACUUACGAUCAUGGCGUAAGAGACAUGGCUCUUUUUGUAGAAGAGUUCACUUUGCAAGUGCUUUCGUUGUGAUCUCAGAGAAGAAGAAAGAAGAAAAGAAAAGAAACGAUGGGAGAGGCUGUUAUUGGGGCAAUCCUCCCGGUGCUACUUGAGAAGUUGGCGGAUCGAGAGGUCCGUGAGUACUUCGGACGCAUUAAGGGUGUUGACAAAAAGGUGCUGCAGAAAUGGACUCAAACGUUAACUGCAAUUGAAGCGGUGCUGAGUGAUGCUGAGGAGAAGCAACUAACACAAAGAGGAGUGAAAGAGUGGCUAGAUGAUCUCAGAGAUUUGGCCUACGAUGUUCAAGACAUAUUGGACAUAUUUGAUACCAAAAUGCUGAAGCGAAGGAUAGAAGGACAAGAAGGAAGGAAAGGCAAGUUAUGGAGCUCACUUUCUGGAGUUAAAUCUAAUUUUAGGCUGAACUCAGCAAUCAAGAAGAUAAGUGAUCGACUAGAUGAGUUAACCGCUCGAGAAAAACAGUUUGGUUUGAAGAAACUUGGAGAGUCCAAAAAGCCGUGGAAGAUGCCACCCACUACUUAUCAACUUGAUGGUCCUGUGAUCGGAAGGGAUGAAGCAGAGGUAGCUAUUCUUAAUAAGUUGCUUUCAGAACAAGAGCAUAGUACCAACACUUCUCAGAAUUAUCAUGUGGUUGCCAUUGUUGGUACUGGAGGACUAGGGAAGACUACACUUGCAAAACUUGUAUUCCACAAUCCUGCAACUGAUCAGUUUUCUGCAAAGGGAUGGGUGUGUGUGUCCGACGACUUUGACAUUGUAAAGGUGGCAGCAGCGGUUCUUGAAUCAGUCACAUCAGCUCCUGCUCAAGAAUUGAAGGUGCUUAACACGAUUCAGGAGAAGUUAAGCAAGGAAUUGGCUGGCAAGAAGUUCUUAAUUGUCCUUGAUGAUGUUUGGGACACUUGCAGCUAUAGUCAAUGGACAACACUGCAAUCCUCCUUUUGUUCUGGAGCAGCUGGAAGUAAGAUCAUCGUGACAACACGCGACGUCAAUGUCGCAAAGACGACUGGAGACAACAACCCUUAUAACUUGAAGUCGAUGUCAAAAGAUGAUUGCUGGAAAAUCUUUGAACACCAUGCUCAGUUAAACAGUAGACCUCAAGAUGUCGAGUUCCUUCAGGAGAAAAUUGGAGUGAAAUGCAAUGGAUUGCCGUUGGCUGCAAGGACACUUGGUGGUCUUUUACGUUGUAAAAGGGUAGAGGAAUGGGAAGCAGUAUUAGACCACAAGAUGUGGGAUCUAUCAGAGAAGAAAGCGGCGGACAUCCUUCCGGCAUUAAAAUUGAGCUAUCAUUACCUUCCUUCAAAUCUGAAACGAUGUUUCUCCUACUGCGCAAUACUUCCAAAUGAUUAUGAAUUUAAGGAGAUGCAAUUGAUCCUCUGGUGGAUGGCGGAGGGUUUGAUUCUGCAGCAACCAGGAGAAAAUAUGCAAAUAGAAGACUUGGGUCGUGACUGUUUUCAAGAGUUGGUGUCUAGGUCACUAUUUCAAAAAUCAAGCAAAGUCAAGUCGCGAUACAUAAUGCAUGACCUCGUUACUGAUUUGGCACGUUGGGCUGCAGGAAGUUCAUGUUCAAGAUUGGAGGAGAUGAAGAAUUCUGACUCACAAAGCAGAUGUUUGGUUCGUCAUUCGUCUUACACUGGUGGUUAUGAUAGGGUUGAAAAGUUUGGGUUCUAUUAUGAAGCUGUACGUUUGCGGACGUUCCUACCGCUCCCACCUUCAUAUUUGAAUUAUUUGGCUCCCAAGGUUACUUCAGAGUUAUUGCCCAAACUCCAAUUCUUACGAUUGCUCUCUUUGAGUCGAUAUGAAAUAAUCGAGCUGCCAGAUACAAUCAGUAAAUUGAAGCAUCUACGAUAUCUUGAUCUCUCUGGGACCAGUAUAAGAAGUUUGCCAGACUCAACAACCGCUCUCUACAACUUGCAGACACUGAAGUUGAGCAUGUGUUCUCAGUUGAAGACACUGCCCACAAGCAUGAGGAAACUACUUAAUUUGCGUCAUCUUGACAACUCAUAUACACGAUCAUUGGAAGAAAUGCCUCCUCGACUUGGUCAGUUGACUAAUCUUCAAACAUUGCCUAGUUUUGUAAUUGGAAAAGGUGGUGGAUUAGGAGUAGGCGAGAUUGGAUCAUUAUUGCAUCUGCAAGGGACAUUGCGCCUAUCAAGACUAGAGAAUGUAACUUGUGUCGAGGACGCUAGGAGUGCAAACUUAAAGAGCAAGGAGAGGCUUGAAGCCCUGCUACUGGAGUGGUCUUCAUCGAGUGUCUCAAGUGAAGAUGCGGCAGUUGUGCUUGAAAUGUUACAACCUCAUAGCAAUCUCAAAGAGCUCACCAUCAAAGGUUAUGUUGGAUUGAAAUUUCCAACAUGGAUUGGAGAUCCUCCAUUCUCUAAUAUGGUGUGCGUAAGGUUAAGAGGUUGUAGUCACUGUCAAUUCCUACCACCCUUCGGACAGUUGCUUGCUCUCAAAGAACUUUAUAUAAAUGGAAUGGAUGCAGUGGAGACUGUUGGCGUCGAGUUUUAUGGGAACGGUAAGUUGCCGUUUCAAGCUCUAGAGACCCUUGAGUUUCAUCAACUGAAAAAUUGGAAGAAAUGGUCUCAUUGUCAACAAAAUGACGGGGUGGGGGUUUUCUCUUGCCUGAAAGAGCUUUCAAUCAAGGACUGCCCCAAAUUGGAGGGUGAUUUACCGAAGAAGCUUGAUUCAUUAACACAGCUGCAGAUAUGUGAAUGUGAGGAAUUGGUGGUUUCAGUAUCCAAUUAUAACCAGCUUCAGAAAUCAAAGAUCGAGAAUUGCAAGGUAGUGGAUUGCGAAGCAACUACAGUUCAGUUUGACUUACUAGAGAGGGUGACAGUUUCACAUGUAUCAGAAUUGAGAUUUCAAACAAAGGCAUUCUUGAAUAGCUUGAAAAAUGUUAAAAAGUUGAAGAUUACCGAUUGUGAGGAGCUAACACGUUCCUUUCAGUGUGAGGAUAGUUUGCUGCAACACUUGAAUUCUCUUGGUCGUUUGUGCAUCGAAGAAAACUCUGCCCUUGUUGAAAAGCUAGGAGAAGAAGCAGAGCGAUUGUUGCAAUUGCAAAUGCUUGACUGCAAAAUCGAACGUCUGGAAUUAAGCAAGUGUGGAAGCCUUUUAAAGGUACCAGAAGGAUUGCAUCACCUUACAUCUCUCAAAGAGCUUCGCAUAAAUGAAUGUUCAAGUUUUGUUUCUUUACCCGAUGCUGGUCUUCCACCCGGUCUUCAAGUCAUCAAGAUUCAGAAGUGCAAUUCGUUAUUGCACUUUGCGAAAUACCAGAUUCCUCUCAGCCUGAAAAGAAUGGAGAUUAAUAAUUGUGAGAAAUUGAAAUCAUUACUAGAGAAAGAGGAGGAGGUGGGGGACAGGGGUUCUUCUUCUUGUCGUCUUGAGCAUUUGGACAUACAUUCUUGUCCAUCUUUGAUGUGCUUAUUACGGAAAGGCCAAUUACCCAAUGCUCUUAAACAACUACAGAUAUGGGAUUGUGGACAGCUGGAUUUAAUAGCUGAGAGGUUCCUCGACGACACCUGCCAACUCGAAACAAUUCUCAUCUGGGAUUGCCCAAACCUUAAAUCAUUACCGGAGGGACUGUGCCACCUCACCAAUCUUGAGUCAUUAACUAUUCAGGAUUGUCAGAGUCUGGUUUCGUUGCCGAGGAUGAGUGUGUGGCCAAGAAAGUUGAGCAUCUUUAAUACGACGGAUAAUGUGGCCAAGGAAUUGGUGAGAGACAUGAUUACGAUGCACAGUGCUAAUUUGAUCGAGGAAUUGAGGAUUGAUUACUGUGAAGGCUUGACUACUAGUUCCUUUCUCCCCAACCUGACAUCACUCACAAUUCACAAGAUCAAGAGCUGUAAGGAGCUGAUGGAACCUCAAUGGUUGCAGAGACUCACCUCUUUGAGAGAAUUGCGUCUAUACGGUGAAGAUGAUGGAGGUCUGGUGUCCUUUCCACCUGAUGAGAAUUCAAAAGAGAACGGGGUGAUGCUUCCGAGAUCUCUUGUUUACUUGUCAAUCGAAGGCUUCCCAAAUCUAAAGAAACUGAGCAAGGGCAUUCAAUUCCUCACCUCUCUUGAAAUGCUUUACAUCUCCAACUGUCCGAAGCUUGCAACCCUUCCGGUGGAGGACGGCCUGCCUCUUUCACUUGAGCACCUUUCUAUUUCUGGAUGUCCUCUACUUGAAAAGAGAUACAAAGGACGAUGCCGGAACAAGAUAGCACACAUCCCUAGCGUAGUUCUGUAGUGGUUUCCAGGUCUGCUUAUGCUCAAAACUCUCGCCCCUUCUUCCUCCUCCAGGAAAUAUGAUGCAUGUUGGCAUUCUUCAAUUCCUGCCUUUCCAGGAAGUUUGGGAUUACACUGCUCUGUACCUUUCCAUCUAUGGAAACAGUAUCGACUCUCUCGAGGUUGAUUUACUGCCCAAGGGGAAUAAUGUUAAUUCUAUGGUGGUUGAGUUGGGGUAAAGAAGAAGCUUAUUUUUAUGAGCGUUCCUCUGAUGAAUUCAAAGUCUUUGGUUGGUGUAGCAAUAACUGGAUUGAACUAGCUUGAUUACAUGAAAAGAAAAAAGUGCAGCGGUGUCAUGCAUAUGUUAUCGUGAGAUCUUUGUUAUAAGCUCAAGGGUUGCAGAGACUCUUUGAGAAGCUUGUUGAUUAAUUGUAAAGAAGGUCCAGGGAGGUAAGAACGCCCCAGAUCUAUUGUUUAAUUGAAAGUUUGAAACAUCCCAAAUGUACUUACAGAAACUGAGCUAGGGCUCUCAAUUCCUCACCUCUCGUGAAACACUACAUCACCAACUAUUUGAAGCUUGCAACAAUUCCAGAGGGCCUGAAUCCUUUUCAUCCUCUCACAGAAUAUGAUAUUUGGUUUCUCAAUUCCUGCCUUUCCAGGAAGUCUCUGAUACACUGGUUCAUGGUUUUGUAUAGCACUAUCUACGGAAACAAUAUCAAUUGUUCAUUGUUAGUUGAUCGUACCUUUGCUUUCAAGAUGGUUCAAUUUGUUAGUUUGUAACUUUGUAUCAUGCCGGACAACUCGCAUCAGGCAUUUCAAAUUCAUUUGAUUUGAACUAGAGAUAUAUUGCAUCUA